This is a messenger RNA of Daldinia caldariorum, 2186 nucleotides long. Its product is annotated as alpha/beta-hydrolase. The record is from RefSeq and is a predicted model, not a curated record. The transcript has a single exon. Lineage: Eukaryota; Fungi; Ascomycota; Sordariomycetes; Xylariales; Hypoxylaceae. Bases 458 to 1726 code for a protein of 422 amino acids. Gene Ontology annotation, molecular function: hydrolase activity.
GUUCUGACUUUCCAUAAUGUUAAAAAAAUUCUUAUUGAAACGUGUACUUAAAGGCUAUGCCGAGGCAAUUCUUCUCUUAUCUCGUAUUUUUAUUCAGGACGUGAAGUUUUAGGUAUGAAUUAUCAUUUGACUUAGAAAAGGUCUUAAGGCUUAGAUUAGGUACAUCAGAUAUACAACUUAUAAUACCAGGUACCUAUGACAUACCUGGUAUAUAUUGUACCUAGGUAUACGGUGGUACAGCACCAGCGGAAGCUCAAGCCAAGGCGGCAAGGCUUAUAACGUCAUACGCUAUUAGCAAAGCCAUCCAACUUUCCCCUAAAUGCGGAUUACCGUCUCGUGAAUUGUCUGUCUUGAUCGCACGAUGCGCCCACCCAUCCCUGGUCUCUCAUGUAUGCAAAUCCCGACUAAUCGUUCUAGAUAACUCGGAGCUAGUAAUAAAUAUGUUUUCCCUGUUGUCAUGGAAUUCUACAAUACCACUUCACGAGUUACCACUUGCGACAAUACCGAGUUACCAUCGAACCCGACCAAAUCGUUAACUCUCGCCAAAAUGCAAACAGUUGAAGGGAUACCCGUUCCGACGAGAAGUAGUAACCUCCAAGAUGAAUUACCUCAAGAUCCUUUGCCUCCUGGCAUGAAACCACAAAAGGCAAAGGAUAAGACAGGAACUCCGCCCUCGCGCUUCUCCCUCCGUAUGAAUGCUGGUUGGUGGCGAUCCUUACAAUGUAUUGGGAUGAGUUUACACUUCCUCGCCUCUCCUCGACCGCCAAGUCCCAACUUCGUCAAGUCUAUCCCUUCUACCUUGUCAGCCAUGAAAGGAAAGUUCGAUCUUCAAUUUUACGUACCCGAGGGCUAUAAUAAAGACCCAAACAGCGAAAAAUGGCCGGUAGUUGUAAACUUUCAUGGCGGAGGAUUCACCUUGGGUAGCGCUUCCGACGACGCUAGAUUCGCUCGCUUCGUACUAGAAAAAUGUCACGCGGUGUUCGUCUCGGUCGAUUACAGAUUAGCACCAGAAUACCCUUUCCCUACCGCCGUUGAGGACGGAGCGGAUGCGAUUUUAUAUAUCAUUAAUAAUGCGGCGAAACUUCGACUCGACAAUAGCAGGAUAGCAACAUCGGGGUUUUCCGCAGGCGGAAAUAUAGCUCUCACGGCACCAAUUCGCUUGUCCGAGCACCAGAAGACUGCGAAACUUCCGGAGUACCGUAUUGUCGCUGUCGCGACUUGGUAUCCAAUCACCGACUAUACACUUACUCGUGCUGAGCGCCGGGCCUCCGCGAUCCGCCCCGAAGCCACUCUACCGCCAACGUUAACGAAUUUAUUCGAUGCAUCUUAUCUAUUUCCUCCCGAAUUAGACCUUUCUCACCCAUGUCUGUCACCCUCGAAAGCGUCGGAUGAAGUGCUAAUCGAGGGCCUGCCCGACAAUGUACUAUUCUACACGUGCGAGUGGGACAUGCUAUUACACGAAGGCGAAUCACUUGCUCAGAGGCUCCAGAAGCCUCCCAUUUCGAAGAACGUCUAUUAUACCAUGAUAUCUGGCGUAGCACAUGGCUGGGAUAAAGGGCCAAACCCAAUGAAACCCCCACCAAAAUCCGAACGACUGUAUGGGGAUUGCUGCCGUAAGCUCAAGAGAAUCUUUGAAGAAGAUCAAACACAUUCUAUUCUUGGCCUCCCUUUGAAACUACCACCACUACUACAUUCUAAACCUAAGGAUGAGAGUACUUCAGACUGAACAAGAAGCGAAUGGUAUUGUGUUGAGACACGACGCACGGCUUAAUUUAACUGACCGUUAGACAGUUAAUCAUCGGGUAUACUACUAAUAUUAUUAAUGAACGGAGCUUGACUAUACGAUUGGCCCAAACUAGGUAGAUACGCUCAUGGAAUGAAUCGUCACCUAUAGGCUAUUGUAAGUGACGACUGCCUGCCAAUGUGUAUUAUAUUUAUAUUAUAUAUAUCCCUAUAUAAGGUAUAUUGCGAUAUGAUAAGCCCUCCUUUACUGUACUAUACAUAAUAUACAACAUCACUUAUGUGACAAUUUCAAACGCACAUUUGAAUGGUUGUUAAUUAUCUGCAUGAAAUCAUGAGCAGCAUUGUCAGAUCCAAGACAAGAUAUCUUGAAUUCCGUCGUAAUGGGCCAAAUGUCAAGGGUCUAAAUACGUCAUCACGUAGCGGUUUGGGUGGAGUAAGGCCUG